Molecule: messenger RNA, 303 nt
Organism: Knipowitschia caucasica
Lineage: Eukaryota; Metazoa; Chordata; Actinopteri; Gobiiformes; Gobiidae
Source: the annotation of a GenBank genome assembly
AUGUUUUCUGAUUGUCGUUUCCAUGUAAACAGGGCCUACUUCGUGUGGCCCUCUUCACACCGCCGUGCACCGACUCCUGUCUUUGCACACUCAGCCGCAGACAAAGCCUUGCACGCUGUGAUUAACGACACAGGUGUGAAUCGCACCGGGCACGCUCACCACGCCGUCAGAUCAGUCUCCGCUCACGACACGUCCGACAAGCCCUCCAACCCCCCUCGCCAACAACAGCUGAGACCCCCGCCGGCGCGCGCUACUCCUCGUAAAUCACCCCCCUCCCAGGAACAAUGCGUGUGUAAUCUUUGA